Molecule: messenger RNA, 7063 nt
Organism: Oryzias melastigma (Indian medaka)
Lineage: Eukaryota; Metazoa; Chordata; Actinopteri; Beloniformes; Adrianichthyidae
Product: zinc finger C3H1 domain-containing protein
Exons: 37
Coding region: 131-6490 (2119 amino acids)
Biological process (GO): RNA processing
Cellular component (GO): nucleus; exosome (RNase complex)
Molecular function (GO): protein binding
Source: RefSeq, a predicted model, not a curated record
AGUUGCUAGUUGACCAACAGCACAGCUAGCAAGGAGCUAACCGAAACGGAACCGGAGAGGAGCCUCCCCGCGGCCGCCUGCUGACACCGAAGGCCGGUAUGGUGACAGCGUGACCGGCGGUCAGCACAACAUGAACGCGUACAGACCCAACCCAUCCCCAGCGGAGGACGGGGAGCUGGAGGACGGGGAAAUCUGUGACGAUGAAACCGAGGAGAGUGUACCGAUGCGGCGGGGGGAAGGGAACAGGCCCCGCGGCGGCGCUGGUCAGAGGACUCGGAAACCGCACCACCACCCGCAAAAUGCAGGGCCGCUUCUGGGCCACCAGCCGCCGGGCUUUAUGCAUGUGCUGCCCUACAACCACGGACCCUUUUCUCCUAGCCACAGGCAGCAGUGUGGGCCCAGCGGGCCCGAUCGGCCCCCCUUUCCGCCCGCUGCGCUUGGACUCCCGCUCCCCCCGCCACCGGGACUCGGUCUGCUGGGCGAACCGAGCCCACGAUCUAACUUCUGGGAGCGUAGCCACGACGCACUGGGUAGGUUUCGUCAUCGGGUCCUGCCGAACAGAGGACGGGGAGGCAGGAACCGAGGUGGCAUGGAGGGGAACUUCCGAGUCCCACCGGGCCGAUACGGGCCUCCCGAGAUUCACGGAUCCCCGCUGAGAAAACAGAAGCCGCCGCCCCGGAAUCGGCCCAGGAAAGAUGGUUCUGGGAUUCCUGGUGUUUCCCGAGUGGAGGCUGGCACCAAUGAAAGCUUUGAGGACCUGCUGUCCAAGUACAAGCAGAUCCAGCUGGAGCUGGAAUGCAUCCGAAAGGAGGAGACCAUGGUCCUGGGCCCCUCCACCUCUCCUCUCAGGGAGGGUGCUGCAGACAGUGUUGCUGGGCCUCCAGAGGCCACACCAGCACCAGGACUGGGUCCAGGGCCCGUAGGAGCUGAGGAGCUGGCAGAGCGUGAAAAGAAAGAGAAAAAAGUGUUUCAUGCGUUCAACAUCAAGCCUCUCCGUCAGAAACUUCCUGUCCCGGCCAUCCUGGACCAGAGCCAGACGGAGUGUGUGGAUCCAGAUGCAGCAGGUGGAGCUGCUGCAGGAAGUUUAGAGGAGACCGUAGAAGGAGGUGCGGCUGUGGCGGGGGAGAAGAAGCCGUGUGUUUGCUGCAGUAAGGACACUCCACUGCCAGCAGGAGGGGCAAGUGCUGCUGCAGGAAGUUUAGAGCAGACGGUAGAAGGAGGUGCUGCUGUGGCGGGGGAGAAGAAGCCGUGUGUUUGCUGCAGUAAGGACACUCCACUGCCAGCAGGGGGGGCAAGUGCAGAGAAGAGUGCUAGUGAAGCUGGCGUGAAGGAAUGGUGCGUGUGCUGCAGCGAGGAAGCUCAGGCGGUCAGCUCGUGUCCCAGCCAAUCACCAGCCUCCAGCGAGGAGUCCUCCAUCUUACCUGAUAAGGUGGAAAAGGUGGAGGAGGAGGAGCUGUCGGAGCUGCAGCUGCGUCUCCUCGCUCUACAGUCCGCCAGUAAGAAGUGGCAGCAGAAAGAGCAGCAGGUGAUGAAGAAGACCAAGGACCGGAUUUCCAAAGCUGCUCAGGACAAGAACUCCAGCUCUGAACUGACGUCUCCUACCAAGCAGAGGGUCACCACCAGGUCCGCCUCUGCCGCUGCAGCCGCCGCAGCCGCCACGGACAGGAACAGCAGGAGCCGGUCCAAACUUGCAGAGAAGGACCGGACGAAGACCAGACCUAGACCUGCAGACAGAGAGAGACCAAAGCAGAGUCCAAAAUUGGGUUCCAAAGCUGCACCAGCAAGAAGCAGAACUCCAGCGAGACCUCACAGCUCCAAGAAGAUGACAAGUCUAGGCUCAGCGGUGAAGCAGACGGUCAGGAAGCAGCAGCUGCACACCUGGAAGCAGCAGCAGCAGAAGAAGCUGGAGGAUAAACGGCGACAGGAGGAGGAGGACCGGCGGAAAAGGGAAGAAGAAAUCCGCAGAAUCCGGGAUCUCUCCAACCAGGAUGAGCAGUACAACCGUUUCAUGAGGCUGGUCGGCGGCAGGAGGACUCGCAGCGGGUCCAGGGACCAGGACCAUAGGAAAUCUGCUGGUAAGCCAGGCAUGGAUACCUUAGGGAACCUUUACCAGUAUGACAACUAUGACGAGGUUGCCAUGGAUACAGACAGCGAGACGGGCUCGCCAGCAUCAUCGCCCAAACACGACCUGCUGUCAGCGCACGAGGCCGGAUGUUUCCCUCCACCAGAUGUUCCCCUCCACCGGGCCGAAGCCGCCGUCUUUGGAAUGCCCUUCCUCUCCUCCACGUUGCAAAGUGUUCCUCCCCCUCCACCCCCUCUCCCUCCUCCAGAUGAGCUGGAGCCUCCGCCCAAGCCUCCGUUUGCUGAUGAAGAGGAGGAGGAGGAGAUGCUGCUGAGGGAGACCUGUCUGAUGUCAAUGGCCAACAAGCGUGUGGCUGCUGAGAAAAGCUCCAGUGCCCCCCCGUCGCCCAGCUGCCCACCUCCUUCAGACGUUCAGCCCCCCGCCAGAGGAAACCUGAGUGUGGUCAGCCUGAACACUGUGCCUGCAGGAAGAGGUGGACGCUUCUCCAGAACUCACCACGCCUCCAGAGCUCCACUGGUGCUGCCCAGACACAAGUCAGUGGUGGUCUCCCUCAAUGACUCGGACGACAGCGACUCUGACGUGGAUGGCUGCAGCUCCUCGCAGGCGGAGUUUGGAGGUCUGGAGUUCAUGAUCAAAGAGGCCCGCAGGACGGUGGAGGCGGCCAAACCCAAAGCCGCUUCCGGUUGUGAGAAGGAGAACAACCCUGUGAGAAGUGCAGAAGCUCCUGAAGCUCAAAAGGCCAACUCUCUCCUGCACAGUGAGCAGCUCUCCAGGGACAGGCUGAAGAAGGACCAGACUGGAUCACCUGCUCCUGAACCCGCCCUGGAUCAGAUUCUGUGGCCGGCUGCUGAGCUUCAGCUGAGCAAGGUGGAGCACAGACUCAGCAAGCACAGAGAGCUCCUGCAGAGGGACGAGGUCAUCCUCCGACACCUGCUGCAGCAGGAGCUAAAGAAAACAGAGUCUCUGAAGAUGGCCGAGGCCAAAGUGGCCAAACUCAGGGAGCAGCUGCAUGCCUCAGAGAGGAUCGUGGUGGCCAACCGAACGCUGCUGAAGAAGCUGCAGGAGCAGGUGCAGCGCGUCGAGCAGCGAGUGUCUGUGAAAAAGACUCAGGCCGUCCAGCUGGAGAAAGAGCUGAUCCAGGCUCAGGUGGCAGCGGGGCAGGGCGCCAAACGCCCCGCAGAAUCUAUCCCGCCUAUGCCCAGUAAGCUGCAACGCGUGGACGCCCCCCGCCACUGCUCCGAACACCAGUUUGCGGAGCUGAUCGCACAGAAGCGGCGGCUGCAGCAGCUGGAGGCCGAGUACGCCCUGAAGAUUCAAAAGCUGAAGGAGGCUCAGGCGCUUCGCAAUAAAACGGGCCCAGCCGAGCCCCAGGCACCCGCCUCCAUCCCCCCACCAGACCCACCGGUGGAGCGGUUGCCCGCACCCACGUCCUUCCACCCACCUCAGCCCUCCUUGCAUGACCUGUCCCAGGACAAGCUGACCCUGGACAGUGAGGACGUCCUAGAUGCCGACGAUCAGGAACCAGAACCUCCUGCUGCCCCCAUCUCUAAAGAUGGCCGCCGCUCCUCCUUUAGACAGUCCAACAGUUCCUUCACCAAACCCCAUCUGGAUGCUGUGAACUCCACCUCCUCCAAGGAUGGGAGCAGCACCAAGCUGGCCAAGACCGGAGGUGGAGGCGAACUCCCGGCAGAAAUGUUUGCUGGUCUGAACAUGGAGAGUCUGAGGCAGAGGUUCCAGCAGCAGACCCAGCUGGGAGAGCUGCUGCACAGGGAGAUGCACAUGCUCGGGGGGAACGUGAAUGACCCCCCAGCCCAGCAGUUUCCUAUGCAGGUGCUGCUACAAGAGGGGGAGACCAGCCAGUUAGCAGGCUUGGAGCUGAAGCCUGUUCCCUUCAAGGCGUACCACAGCCCACUUUUGACGUUCCGGUCUUACAGGUUCAGCCCAUACUACAGGACCAAGGAGAAGCUGUCCCUGAGCUCAGUCUCCUUCAGCAAUGCCAUCCAAGCCAACAAGUGUUUCUGUCGCUUUGACCUAAUGGGUACCUGCAACCAUGACGGCUGCAGAUGGCAGCACAUGAGGAAUUGCACUAUGAGCAGAGACCAACUCUACCAGGAUAUCUUGUCCUACAACCUGUCUCUGAUUGGCUGCUCAGAGAGCAGCUCAGACCAGGAGAUCGGUGAUGCCACAGAGAGCUAUCUGAAGAAGCUGUUCGGGCCAAAUAAAGAUCGCAUGUCUGUGGACCAGAUGGCCGUCCUUCUUGUCAGCAAAGUCAACGAAAGCAAGAAGCACGUGCCCCCGUUUACCACAUGCAAAGAUGCUCGCAAAUGGAGGCCGAAGCCCUCUCUGCAGACUGGAGGAGACGGUGAGGACAGCGGGGACGAGGCCCCGGAGGCUCAGCCGACCCCUGCAGGAGACGGCGCCUGCAGGAGUGGCGCCCCCCCUGUGGAUGCUUGCGUCACUUCAGAGGACCGCCGCUACUUCAUCAGUGAGACGGAUGAUAUCGCCAACCUUGAGGCCAGCGUCCUGGAGAGCCCCCGGGACACGCAGCUCUGGAUCAAACUGGCCUUCAGAUACCUCAACCAAACUGACACGUCAGCAGCAGAGGGCCUGGAAGCUGCUCUCAACACGCUGUCCCGCGCUCUGGAGAGCAACUGCGAUGACCCGGAGGUUUGGAGCCACUACCUGCUGCUGUUCUCCAGACGAGGCAGUCAGGAGGAGGUGCAGGAGAUGUGCGAGAUGGCUGUGGAGCACGCACCCGACUACCGAGUGUGGUGGAACUACCUGAACCUGGAGAGCUCCUUCGAGGGGCGGGACUACGUGUGCGAGCGCUUGCUGCAGUUCCUUUUGGUUGAGUCGUCCUGCGACGCAAGAGAGAGACGGUCGUUCCAGCUGAUGGAGGCGCUGCUGUACCGCGUGCAGCUCAGCCUGUUCACAGGUCGCAUGGAGAGCGCCCUGGCCAUUUUGCAGAACGCUUUGAAGUCGUCUCAGGAGCGGAGUGUUGCUGACCACAUGACCCCCGCUGACCGCGCCCUCCUCUGGCUUUCCUAUAUUCACCUGACGGAGUUUGACCAGCUGCCAGCAAGCUUGUUUGACCCGGCCGAGUCCGGGCCGGGCCGAGUUGUCAGCAAAGAGUCCUUCCUGCUUCCCUGGAGAACGCAGCAAGAUGUCAGCACGCCGCCUGACAUCCUCAUCGCCCUGUUUCAAGACGCUGUCCAUCGGUGCAGCGAGGAGUCUGCAUCAGACGGCGAGCGCACACUGGCGUGCCUGCCCCUGCACUCCAACCUCAUUCUUCUCUAUAAGCUGCUGCAAAAGUACGAGCAGGGUGUGUCCCUCUGUGAAAGUCUGCUGGAGAUGUGUCCUGACUCGAGCACGCUGCGAAGCGCUCUUGCCGACCUCCACCUCAGUCGGGGCGACGCAGAGAGCGCCACUGGUACAUGGCUGCACGCCCUGGCAGAGUGUCCCCACGACGCACAGGUCUUCUACCAUUGCUGCUGCUUCCUCAUGAAUCAGGAAAAGUCCGGUGCCGUCCCUCCUCUGCUGCGAGCCUUCAUCCUGUCGCUCUGCGAGGACGACAGCAGCAGAAUGUCGCCUGUAGACAUCCUACGUCACCUUCUGGGCUUCUCAACCAAAGAGCUGCCGAUCGGCGCCGUCAUAAAGAAGGAGCUUCAGGGUCAUCUCCGUCAGCAGAUGCCAAUGCUGCACCUCCUGCACUGUCGGUGGCAGUGGCUGCAAGGCGGCGUGGAGGAGGUGGUGGAAGCCUUUGAGCGCGCUUUGGGAUCACCACUGCAGCUGAGCGAGCUGCACCUGCUGUGGAUGGACUACCUGCUCUUCAGCUGCAGCCCGCAGGCCGGUGCUGACGCCGCACGGCUUUUCCCAGAUCUUGUCAAUCGUUGCCUCAGCACCAUCCCGUCCCGGCUGGAGCUGCCCUUCAACCCUGCUGUGUUUUGGAGCAGCUACGGAUUUCACAACAAGGUGGUGGCUCUUUACCUGAGACACAUUCCACAACCUCAGCGAGCGCUGGUUCUGGAGAGACUGAGAGAGGCCAUGCCCAACAACAUUGAGCUGGGCCUCAGGUUGCUGCUUCAGGAGUGGCAGAAUGGAAACCUGGAACAGGUGAAGUUCCAGGCCCGCAUUCUGAGCAACUGCGCCCCCCGGUGUUUGUCCAGCUGGAGAAUAGCCAUUGCCGUGGAGAAGGAGCUGAGGGAGCGGGCUGAGGUGAGACUUCUGUUUGACCAAGCUCUGCAGCACCUGCCGCUGUGCGCCGCCCUAUGGAAACAUCGGUUGCUGUACGAGGCAGCAGAGGGCGGAGCUUCGCAGCGCCUGCAGCGGCUGGUGGACCGCUGUCGGCAAACGGGGGUCAGCGUGAGUCUGGGGGGAGUCGGCCCAUUGCUGGCCGAUGAUGUGUGAAGGAACUGAACUGAUCAGCUGUCAGUGAGGGAUGAGGUAAGGCCGACACCCCCGCCUCCUCUUUCCCACCCCCUCCAGAGGUGGGCGGAGCUCCAGAGUCUGUAAGUAUCGACUGCUGAGUGACGCCUUUGCUCUUCAUCACCUUCUUUUAGUUGCUCUCCCCUUUCAGUUGGAUUCAUUUCUCCCCUUUUAUCUCACUCACCUGAGGGGGGUGGGGCAGGGGAGGGGUAACCUGACGUGUCUGUUUAAAGGGAUGAACCCCCACCUUUUGUUUUGUUUGUUUGGUUUUUUGAGUUGAAAAAACCUGGACUUUUGUCUAAACUGAUCAAAGAAGCAUUCAGGUCACUGAGCUGCUGUAAAAGGGGGCGUGGCUGCCCACCUGGGCAGUGUUUUCUGAUUGGAUGAAAGAGUAUAAGAGACUAAUGAUGCUACGGACGCCGCCAAGCGCCCCCGGACUCAGCCAGACUACUCUUGCUGCCUGCUGGGGUUGUCAUGGAACAAAGGACACAUUUGUGCAUCUGUUUUGUACUUGUUGUUUUCAGAUGUCAUUAAAUUAUUUUCUACAAACUUGAA